This is a messenger RNA of Gadus chalcogrammus (walleye pollock), 2676 nucleotides long. It is a transcript of the gene exd1, whose product is annotated as exonuclease 3'-5' domain containing 1. The record is from RefSeq and is a predicted model, not a curated record. NCBI's taxonomy places the organism in Eukaryota, Metazoa, Chordata, Actinopteri, Gadiformes, Gadidae. Gene Ontology annotation, biological process: nucleobase-containing compound metabolic process. The transcript is spliced from 11 exons. The coding region runs from base 113 to 2311 and encodes 732 amino acids. Gene Ontology annotation, molecular function: 3'-5' exonuclease activity; nucleic acid binding.
UUGGCCUCUGAGCACUGGUGGAUUCCGGAAAUAUGCACCAGUCCCGGGGGCCUGGAUAUAACGGAGAAUUGAGUUACCAUCAUAGCAAACCUUUAUCAAUCAAUGUAGUGAAAUGGCGGGAGGCAACCUUGAAUUUGCAGAUAUUCUCAAGAGAAAGCGCGUCAAGUUGACCCUGAAAACCGCAUGCUACUUUGGCAUUGUCCAGCGAAUCAACUCAAACAAAUCAGUGACUUUGACGGAUGUUGUCGAUGUCAAGGAUGGAAGAAAGUUCCCUGGGGUGAAACUUUUCUUUGGCCACGAGAUUGUGAAUGUGGAAUUCUGUGGGGAAACAAACGGUAUCAAUGGAGAAAUAUUCAUCCCAGAGAGUGAAGGUAUUCUGAAUGUGGAAGAGUUUCAGCCUUACAAAAAGAACAUAAUUUGUGAUAAUGAUGAUGACGCUGAUGACGAGUACGUGAACUUUCAGGUCAUCGAUGAGUUUAAUGAGAAGUUUGGACCUGCUGUGAUGCACAUUAAGAAGCAGCAUGUGAUCGGUGUGGCAGCUGAUGGAGUGGAAUCGUUCCAGCAUGGCAGACUCUGCUGGCUUCAGAUUGCAACCAAGAACAGGGUAUACCUCUUUGACAUCCUGUUGCUCGGAGCUCAAGCUUUCAAGAACGGCCUCUCCAUGAUCCUUCAGAGCCAGCGGAUGCUCAAGGUCGUGCACGACUGCCGAGGCGUUGCAAGCAGUCUGCUGGCGCAGUUCGGAGUGAAGCUCACAAACGUCUUUGACACGCAGGUGGCAGAUGUGAUGUGCUUCCUCUCGGACACGGGCGGCUAUCUUCCUGACCGGGUCAGCACGCUGCAGGAGGUGGUCAGCACGUACCUCAAGGUGCCCUCCUCCGGACUCUCCUCUCUUCGGAUGAAGACAAUGCUCAGCAAGGAGGAGAGGGAGAUGUGGUACGCCCGUCCGUGCCCUCUGCCCCUGCUCAAGGUCAUGGCCCUGGGUGUGAUCCACCUCCAGCCCCUCCGGCUGGUGCUGCUGGACGCAAUGAUGACGGAGUACCUGGACCGAGUCGACUCCUACCUCAGCAACAGCCUCACCGAGCCUGGCGCCGUCGGGCACAUCACCAUGAGCAACGUGUUGGAGCUUCCCAGGGAGCUGAGGGAACUGGAGCACCUGCGGAAGGACCGCAAGCGCCACGCCCUCGACCACCUCUACCUCAACCAGCACGGGCUGCUGGAUCGCUUCAAUCCCCGGGCCAACCACCCACCCGAAGCCACGCCUCAGUCUAAGACCCCGCCCAUAACCACGCCUCAGACCCUGCCCAUAGCUAAGUCUCCCUAUCAGACCCCGCCAAUAACCACGCCUCAGAUCCCGCCAAUAACCACGCCUCCCUAUCAGAGCCCGCCCAUAUCCCAGCCUCAGACCACGCCCACAACCACGCCUCAGACCCUGCCCAUAACCACGCCUCCCUAUCGGACCCCCCCCACAACCACGCCUCAGACCCUGCCAAUAACCACGCCUCGGACCCUGCCCAAAACCAGGCCUCUGUUUCAGACCCCACCCAUAGCCACGCCUCUGAUUCAGACUCCGCCCACAAUAGCGCCUCUGUUUCCUUCCACGCCCAUAACCAAGCCUCUGUCUCAGGCCCCAACCAUAAGCGCACCUCUGUUUAAGACCGCCAUGCCUCGGAUCCAGGCAGAGGCCCCAAACAACGUGCCACGCUUGGAGCCUCCGCCAAUCGAACAAGCAUUCAGUUUUCUCCAAAUGGAGGCACCUGCAAGCCGCCCUCAGCUAACCAGGGGGUCCUCCCUGCAGUCCACUGCCCUGAUAACCGCUGGGUUGGCCGCAAGCCCUCCCCCUGCAGUCCUGGGUCCGGCUCCUCCCCCUGCAGUCCUGGGUCCGGCUCCUCCCCCUACAGUCCUGGGUCUGGCUCCUCCCCUUGCAGUGGCUCCCAGGCCGUCCCUGUCUCCCAGCAACCCUGGAAUGAGAGAGUUGAUGCUGGGGCGAAUUGGCAGGGGAAGGCCCCUAAGUGAAGCCCCCCAGGCUCCCCCUUUUGCGCUCCCAUCGUUUGGGAGAGGGUUGUUGCUCCAGAAGGCCCCGGUCUCGAGUCCGGUCCCCCAGGAUUGGCACCUCCCUUGGGCCUCUAUGGAUAAUCAGAUGUCUCCCAGUGCCAUGCCGUGCCUGGUUAGAGACACUGCGGGCCCCCAGGACCUCAGGGCCGCUAGGGACCUGCAGGGAGUUGUUCCCGGCCUGGGAAGAGGACAGUUUAAAGUGUCCAUCAGUCCCUUCUCCCCAACUCUCGGUCAGUCCUUUGCCUCCUUCAGGAGGUAGAGGGGAUUCUGAGCCACAAACCCACGUUCCUGUUUGCUGAUCUCGUAUUGCAUGUUAUUCUACACUAGGCCAAUAGAUGGCAGGAGAUGUUUGUUUCAUUUUUGCUGAAAAGAUUUUGCCUGUUCCAAAGCGUUCUGUCUUUGGUUUCAUUAUAUUCAGCGUGAUGCAUAACUUGCAGUGUUCUGAAAAAUAUGUUACAGUUUGGUUUUUCCUUCCUCAUCCGUUUUUUGUGAUUUGUACUACUGUUAAGCAAUCAGAAAUGCAGUUAUCAUUACCAAUAUCUGUUUGUAUUGCACCCUGUGUUCUUAAAUCUUACAUCCAUUCCAUACAAAGUGUGUGUUUUCUUGGUCAAUAAAUAAUCCCGU